AAUUUUCUCCGUACGAUCUCCUAUUGAAAACACAAAACACAAUUCAAUUAUUAAUUUUACACUUUUCUUUUCGAAUUCUUUCAAAAAAAAUCAUAAAUUCUUAUUUACUCAUUCAAUUCCUUCCAAAACAUUCACAUUCAGUGACUUAAAAAGUUCAUUCACCCUUAAAAAAUUAGUCAUUGGAAACUUAGAGAUUAACAGCUUGAAAAAGAAGAUGGCAAAGGUAAUUUCCCAAGAAACGUACGAUGAAGUCAUCAAGGAAAACAUCAUAGAAUUCUCGAUGUCAGUUGAAGAAUCCAGAGAAGAAACAAUCAAACAAUUUGAAGCACAAGGAGUUAACUUAGCGAACAUCAUUAAAGAUUUAACAAUAAAUGAAACUACAGGUCAACCUAUAUUAAGUGAAACUAUCGAGAAAAUAAAGAAUUGUGUCAACAACCCAUAUGAUCAAAGUGAUGGAGAUUUAGAGAAAGCAUUGGAUGUUCUGAUAUCAGAACUAAGCAAGUCAGUUCCACAUCGAGUAAAUGCAUCAAAAAAUAAUACCCAAGAUUAUCUUCUAAAACUCAUAAAAACUGAGCUUUGGGCAAAUGAUAGUGAUCGCGCUAAUUCAAUAAUGCAUAAAUUGAUUUUAAGCGCCCACGCAAUGACGAAUAAAAAUCCCGACAUUUUCGACGACAAAUCGCUGUCCGUGAUAUUAGAAUUGCUUGAUUCAUUAACAAAUGAAAACAUCAUUUGCGAUGUCUUAAAAUGGAUUCAAAAAGCGUGUUUGCUCCAUGAAAUGAACCGUCAGUUGAUUGUGAAUGAAGACAUCCUUGUUAAGCAUUUGAAGCCUCUUUUAAAGAGAAAUGAAACUGAAAUUAUUAAAAACGUUUCGAUUUGUUUCCGAUAUUUGAUUCUUGAUGAUGAUAUAAGAGUAGAAUUUGGAAAAGCACAUGAGCACGCAAGAAUGAUCGCUCAAGAAUGUUUAGUGGAGUUGACAAGUUUGAUGACCAAAUUCAAAUCAAAUCCUGAUAUGUUAUCAGAGUUAAUGUUGACAAUAGCUUCAUUAACUGUAAGAAAUGAAUUCUGCGAAAUGAUUGCAGACGCUGGAGGAAUCACUCUUAUUAUGGAUGCAAUGGUUGAAUUUCAAGAUUCUAUCAAAGUUAUUCGUGAGUCGUUUAAACUUCUUAAAGCACUUGCUGGAAAUGAUAAAGUCAAAGCAGAUAUUAUAAAAUGCGGCAUCGCUCCUAUUAUUGAAAGCUCUUUAAAUCGUCAUAAAUGUGAUGAAACCAUUGCAAAGAGCGCUCUCGUGUGUAUUUCGACAUUAGCUCUCAGAGUGAAAGAUAACUCAUCAGCGUUAUUUGAAGCUGGCAUAGCUGAAACUGUCAUUGAGACAUUGAAAAUUCACGAGAAAAAUAAAUUAGUGCAGAGAAAUGGCGCAUGGGCUAUUCGUAAUAUGGUGUCACGAUCUCGAGAACAAUGUGAAACUUGGAUGAAUUUGGGAGCUGAAGAUGUAUUGAGCCUUGCUCGGAAGAAUCAUCCUUCAGUUGAUCAUGACACGAAAGCAGCUUUAAGAGAUUUGGGAGCUAAAAUUCAUUUAGAAGAGGAAUGGAAAGGAACUGCAGAAAAGCCAAUCACCAAUGAGUAA
Clunio marinus is the source of this 1624-nucleotide messenger RNA. The record is from the annotation of a GenBank genome assembly. Lineage: Eukaryota; Metazoa; Arthropoda; Insecta; Diptera; Chironomidae.